This is a messenger RNA of Carya illinoinensis, 918 nucleotides long. RefSeq names its product zinc finger BED domain-containing protein RICESLEEPER 1-like. The coding region runs from base 1 to 918 and encodes 305 amino acids. The record is from RefSeq and is a predicted model, not a curated record. NCBI's taxonomy places the organism in Eukaryota, Viridiplantae, Streptophyta, Magnoliopsida, Fagales, Juglandaceae. The transcript is spliced from 2 exons. Gene Ontology annotation, molecular function: DNA binding; protein dimerization activity.
AUGGAGAUAGAGAUCAAGGCUUUUAAUAAUGUUCCAAGUUUUGAGGAUUGGACCAAAGUGGAAAAUGUCUGUCAAAUUUUGGCAGUUUUUAAUGAGGUUACAAACAUUAUCUCAAUAACUGAGUAUCCAACUGCUAACUUAUUCCUUCCUGAGGUAUGGAGAAUAAAAGAGGUGUUGAACAAGAAGUCUCUUGACCUAAAUGAUUACAUACGAGCAAUGGUUGUGAAGAUGAAUACAAAAUUUGAUAAAUAUUGGGGGGAAUAUAAUUUGCUUAUGGCAGUGGCUGCUGUUUUGGAUCCAAGGUUCAAGAUGAUGCUAGUUCAAUUCUGUUUUCCAGUAAUUUAUUCAGAACCCGAAGCCACUAAAAACAUAGACACCAUCUUGAGAAUCUUAUAUGAGCUGUAUGAUGAGUAUGCUGAAGAUUAUAAUUUAGCUAAUGUGGAGUCGAGUGGACAUGAAAAUGCUCGAGACAUAGGUUCUUCUUGUAGUGGCUCUAUCAAUUUUGUGGGGAAGAAUGUGAUGAGUGGCAAGUCUAUAUUUGAAUCAUUCGUUAGAAUGAAUGAUACCAUUCAUCCAGUAAAAUCUGAUUUGGAUGUUUAUUUAGAGGAAUAUGUUUAUAUUUGUAGUGAGGAUUCAGAUUUACAUUUUGACGCCUUGGAGUGGUGGAAGGUUAAUGAUCUAAAAUACCGCAUUUUAUCUAAGAUGGCACGUGAUAUUUUGUCAAUUCCAAUUACUACAGUGGCUUCAGAAUCUACAUUUAGUGCUGGUGGUAGAGUAAUUGAUCCUUAUCGCGCAUCAAUGUCUGUUGAACCAGUAGAAAUGUUAUUAUAUGGAGCUGACUGGGUUCGGGUAUUUCAUGGUUUGAAAAAAUCAUCGAAUAGAGAAGAACCAACUUAUGAGGAGAUUUUACUGCCUUGA